Macrosiphum euphorbiae (potato aphid) is the source of this 1680-nucleotide messenger RNA. Lineage: Eukaryota; Metazoa; Arthropoda; Insecta; Hemiptera; Aphididae. The record is from the annotation of a GenBank genome assembly.
AUGGUUGUACUUCCGUAUUGUUAUGUCCGCUGCUGUAAGGCUUUAAGCAAAAAUCCGAAUUAUACCAAGACAAUCCACCGGUCGUUUUACAAGAAUUUUGUAAACAAUGAUGAUACGUUUCUUAGUCGUUUAAAAAACAUUUACAAAUCGAAACUCUUACCUCUCGAAAAAAAAUAUUUGUUUCAUGAGUUUCAUUUGCCAGCAUUAACCGAUCAAGAUUUUGAUGCAAAGCCCAUGGUACUAUUUGUCGGUCAAUAUUCUACUGGAAAAACAUCAAUGAUAAAAUAUCUAAUUGAAAAAGACUAUCCUGGAAUUCGUAUAGGCCCAGAACCAACUACAGAUAAAUUUAUGGUGGUCAUGGGUGGUGAUAAUGAACAGUCUAUACCUGGUAAUGCUCUUGUAGCUGACCCAUCUAAAAAUUUUUCUGACUUGUCACGGUUUGGAAAUAAGUUCUUAAAGAAACUUAGUUGUGGAAUCGUGAAUACUCCGUUAUUGAAAUCUAUCACAUUUGUUGAUACUCCUGGUAUAUUAUCGGGAGAAAAACAAAGAGCACAACGAGAGUAUAGUUUUAAUGACACUUUAAAUUGGUUUGCUGAGCGGGCAGAUAUGAUAGUAUUGACUUUUGAUGCUAAUAAAUUGGAUAUCUCAGAUGAAUUGAAAGCAGCCAUUGACGUAUUAAAAGACCACGAUAGCAAAUUAAGAAUUAUUUUAAAUAAAGCAGAUACAAUUGAUGCAAGAGCAUUGCUAAGAGUUCAUGGUGCACUCAUGUGGGCUCUCGGAAAAACCAUUAACUGUCCAGAAGUUCCUAGAGUGUAUGUUGGUUCAUUUUGGGAUCAACCUUUUAAAAAUGAUAUUAAUCGGAUUAUGUUUAACGAAGAAGAAAAUGACUUAUUUCAAGAUAUGAAAUGUCUUCCCCACAAUUCAGUCAUAUCCAAAUUGAAUAAUAUUGGAAAGAGAGCAAACACAGCAAUUGUACAUGCAUAUAUAAUAAGCGAGCUUAAAUCACGUUUACCACUCUUAUCAAGGAUUAUAAAUAAAACUUAUCAUCAAAAUGAGUUAAUAAAUAAUUUGGAAAAUGUCUAUUGUGAUAUCCAAAAUAAGUACAAAAACCUUAGUGUAGGUGAUUUUCCAGAUGUUGAAAAUAUGAAGGCAAUGUUAAAAGAAAAAGAUUUUUCUUCUUUCAACUCUUUAGAUCAAAAAUUAAUCGAUCGUGCAUCAAAUUUAAUGGAUGGAUUCAGUAUGGAAAUGGCAAUGAAUGAUGUAGAAGUGCAAAGUAAUAUUAUUCCAAGUAAAAAUGAUAUUUCAACUCCUUUUAAUGCAACAACUGAAGGAAUUGAUGAAGGCAAAUUUGACCAAAGAUGGAUUGUUGAUUAUUACAGGGAACCUUUUGACAAAAUUUUUAAUAAUCUGGUAAAGAAUGAUGGCAAAGUAGUUCGUACGGCUGCUAAAGAAGAAUUUCUACAGUCAAAAUUACCAGAUUCAGUACUAUCCAAAAUAUGGAAAUUAGCUGACCAAGAUGGAGAUGGUCUUUUGGAUUCUGACGAAUUUGCUUUAGCUAUGUAUUUAAUCAAGAUUAAAUUAGAGGGUUCGGAAUUGCCUGACACUUUACCAAAACAUUUGAUACCCCCAUCAAAAACUAAUAAUUCUUUAAAUAUCAUUCCUAAAGAUUUAGGCCCUUGA